This is a messenger RNA of Theobroma cacao (cacao), 741 nucleotides long. NCBI's taxonomy places the organism in Eukaryota, Viridiplantae, Streptophyta, Magnoliopsida, Malvales, Malvaceae. The record is from RefSeq and is a predicted model, not a curated record.
AUGGAUGAACAGGAUUAUAAUUGCUCUGUCGAAUACUUCCUAUCGCCAUUUCUAGUACAAGAAUGGCAAUCGCUUGAGAAAAAUGGAUCAAAGAGGGAAACACUCCGACUUGAUAUGGUGGAUAAAUCAUCUUAUAAGUACAAAAAUGCAGAUGUUCUCAUCUUCAACACAGGACAUUGGUGGACUCAUGAAAAAACUUCCAAAGGGAAGGGUUACUAUCAAGAGGGUAGCACUAUCUAUGACCGAUUAAAUGUUAAAGAGGCAUUUCGAAAAGCUUUGACUACAUGGGCAAGAUGGAUAGAUGCCAAUAUAGAUCCUACGAAGACCCUUGUUUUCUUCAGGGGCUUUUCUGCAUCUCACUUCAGGGGUGGAAGAUGGAAUUCUGGUGGUCAAUGUGAUGGUGAAACAGAACCUAUUGCAAAUGAGAAGUUCUUGAAGAAAUAUACAUCAAAAAUGCGAAUUUUUGAGUCAGUGAUAAAGGGUAUGACUAAACCAGUAUUGUAUCUUAAUGUUUCGAGAAUGACUGGUUUCCGGAAGGACGCACAUCCAUCAAUAUACAGGAAGCAGAACUUAACGGAGGAGGAGAGAAGUUCGCCAACAAGAAUCCAGGAUUGUAGCCACUGGUGCCUCCCUGGUGUUCCGGAUACUUGGAAUGAACUGGUAUAUGCUCAACUCCUUGUCAAACAUAAUCAACAUCAGGAACAACUUCUGCAUCAAGAACUACAACAGAGAAGGCCAUAG